AGGAGCACGGGCGGCCCGGCGGCGGCGCGAUGCCGCUCGCCCAGCUCAAGGAGCCCUGGCCGCUCAUGGAGCUGGUGCCGCUGGACCCGGAGAAUGGACACACCUCAGUGGAAGAAGCUGGACUUCAGCCGUCCAAGGAUGAGGGCAUCCUCAAGGAGAUCUCCAUCACACACCAUGUCAAGGCUGGCUCCGAGAAGGCUGAUCCUUCCCAGUUUGAGCUCCUCAAAGUUCUGGGUCAGGGAUCCUUUGGCAAAGUCUUUCUGGUGCGCAAGGUCACCCGGCCUGACAGCGGGCACUUGUAUGCCAUGAAAGUGCUCAAGAAGGCGACGUUGAAAGUGCGUGACCGUGUUCGGACCAAGAUGGAGAGGGACAUCCUGGCUGAUGUGAACCACCCGUUUGUGGUGAAGCUGCAUUAUGCCUUCCAGACCGAAGGCAAGCUCUACCUUAUUCUGGACUUCCUGCGAGGUGGUGACCUCUUCACACGACUGUCAAAGGAGGUUAUGUUUACAGAGGAGGAUGUGAAGUUUUACCUGGCUGAGCUGGCUCUGGGCCUGGACCACCUGCACAGCCUGGGCAUCAUUUACAGAGACCUCAAGCCGGAAAACAUCCUUCUGGACGAGGAGGGCCACAUCAAACUCACUGACUUUGGCCUAAGCAAAGAGGCCAUCGACCAUGAGAAGAAGGCCUACUCUUUCUGCGGUACAGUGGAGUACAUGGCCCCCGAGGUGGUCAACCGACAGGGCCAUACCCACAGUGCGGAUUGGUGGUCCUAUGGGGUGCUGAUGUUCGAGAUGCUGACAGGCUCCCUGCCCUUCCAGGGGAAGGACCGGAAGGAGACCAUGACCUUGAUUUUGAAGGCAAAGCUAGGCAUGCCCCAGUUUCUGAGCACAGAAGCCCAGAGCCUUCUGCGGGCCUUGUUCAAGAGGAAUCCUGCCAACCGGCUUGGCUCUGGCCCUGACGGGGCAGAGGAGAUCAAGAGACAUGUCUUCUACUCCACCAUUGACUGGAAUAAGCUUUACCGUCGUGAGAUCAAGCCACCCUUUAAGCCAGCCGUGGCCCAGCCUGAUGACACCUUCUACUUUGACACUGAAUUCACAUCGCGCACGCCCAGGGAUUCUCCAGGUGUCCCCCCAAGCGCUGGUGCCCACCAGCUGUUCCGUGGCUUCAGCUUCGUGGCCACUGGUCUGAUGGAGGACGAUGGCAAACCUCGGGCCACUCAGGCCCCGCUGCACUCGGUGGUACAGCAACUUCAUGGGAAGAACCUACUCUUUAGUGAUGGCUAUGUAGUGAAGGAGACAAUCGGCGUGGGCUCCUACUCUGUAUGCAAGCGCUGUGUCCACAAGGCCACCAACAUGGAAUAUGCCGUCAAGGUCAUUGACAAGAGCAAACGGGAUCCCUCAGAAGAGAUCGAGAUUCUCCUGCGGUAUGGGCAACACCCCAACAUCAUCACCCUGAAAGAUGUGUAUGAUGAUGGGAAACACGUGUACCUGGUCACGGAGCUGAUGCGUGGUGGGGAGCUGCUGGACAAGAUCCUGCGGCAGAAGUUCUUCUCAGAGCGGGAGGCCAGCUUCGUCCUUCACACGAUCGGCAAGACUGUGGAGUACCUGCACUCCCAGGGGGUCGUGCACCGGGACCUCAAGCCCAGCAACAUUCUGUACGUGGACGAGUCAGGGAACCCCGAGUGCCUGCGCAUCUGCGACUUCGGCUUCGCCAAGCAGCUACGGGCCGAGAAUGGGCUCCUCAUGACACCUUGUUACACCGCCAACUUCGUGGCACCUGAGGUGCUAAAGCGCCAGGGCUAUGACGAGGGCUGCGACAUCUGGAGCCUGGGCAUUCUGCUUUACACCAUGUUGGCAGGAUACACUCCAUUUGCCAACGGGCCCAGUGACACGCCGGAGGAAAUACUGACCCGGAUUGGCAGUGGGAAGUUUACCCUCAGUGGGGGAAACUGGAACACAGUUUCAGAGACAGCCAAGGACCUGGUGUCCAAGAUGCUACACGUGGACCCCCACCAGCGCCUCACAGCUAAGCAGGUGCUGCAGCACCCAUGGAUCACCCAGAAAGACAAGCUUCCCCAGAGCCAGCUGUCCCAUCAAGACCUCCAGCUUGUAAAGGGAGCCAUGGCAGCCACAUACUCUGCAAUCAACAGCUCCAAGCCCACUCCCCAGCUCAAGCCAAUUGAAUCAUCUAUCUUGGCCCAGCGGCGGGUGAGGAAGCUGCCGUCCACCACCCUGUGAACCAAAGGGAAGACAAUCUUGAUGGAGGCAGCAUCCUUCCCGCAGGAAGCAGGCCUGAGUCAUGGGACCAGAGUGAGCUGAGGUCCCAAGGGAGCCGGGAAGCAGCCAGCCUGGAUCACCCCAGCAAGGGUGUGAAGUGCCUUCUCCUUCCCCAGGACGGACUCGCAGCAGCUCAAGCUCUGCUGGGUGAAAUCCAUGCACUGUACAAACUUCCUUUUCUAAGGAAAAACAUGGCUUCACCCACCAUGGAUUUUAACAAGAUCCACCUGCCUUUCUGGGCACAGAACUAGCCAGUACAGUCCCAGAGGGGCGCUGAAUCACACUGCAGCUCUGUGUGGCCAAGGAUCCCUUUGAGCAGCUUCGAAGCCCCCUGCCUUGGGGACCCCCACAAUUGGCCAUCUGGAGCUUUCUUCACAUGCCUCCAGUGUCCUCUCAAAGCCGCUGUGCCGUUCUAUCCUACUGGGGUUCUACAACCACUUUCUGCUAGAGCCAAGGACGCCACCUCGCCGGCUCUGCUCCAGGCACCAGCAUCCACGUUGCCCACCAGUGGGCCCCCGCAGUCAGGUCGGGUAGCCCCAGGGAGAGGACGCAGAGAGCACUUUUUUUGGCAGAUUUCCUGUCUGCCGCAGGACAGAGUUCACAAGAGGCUAGCGGGGCGGACCACGGGGGAUGAGGAUGUUUUCAUUUCUUCCUCAGCUGGUAACUCAGGGUUCAUCUGCCCAUGGCCUUUCUAAUAAACUUAGGAUCCAGUCGAAGCACA
Molecule: messenger RNA, 2997 nt
Organism: Jaculus jaculus (lesser Egyptian jerboa)
Lineage: Eukaryota; Metazoa; Chordata; Mammalia; Rodentia; Dipodidae
Gene: Rps6ka1
Product: ribosomal protein S6 kinase A1
Exons: 22
Coding region: 30-2237 (735 amino acids)
Biological process (GO): intracellular signal transduction; protein phosphorylation; positive regulation of DNA-templated transcription
Molecular function (GO): ribosomal protein S6 kinase activity; magnesium ion binding; ATP binding
Source: RefSeq, a predicted model, not a curated record